Molecule: messenger RNA, 2277 nt
Organism: Sinocyclocheilus anshuiensis
Lineage: Eukaryota; Metazoa; Chordata; Actinopteri; Cypriniformes; Cyprinidae
Product: mitogen-activated protein kinase kinase kinase 8-like
Exons: 7
Coding region: 410-1795 (461 amino acids)
Biological process (GO): protein phosphorylation
Molecular function (GO): protein kinase activity; ATP binding
Source: RefSeq, a predicted model, not a curated record
UGGAGAGUCCCCGUAAAUCACAUAUGCCAACAGGUGUGUGUGUGUGUGUAAAUUGGGUUUGUGGAGGUAUGUCAAAACAGACAGUCAGUCUCACAUUUCUUACAAAUCUUAUUUGUACUUGUGAGCUUGUGCUUAAGGACCUUCAAAAGAUCUUCAAGUUUCAAUGUAAGCUAAACGUUUUAACUGCUAUUUGUUUUGAAGAAGAAAGCCCAUCUCGGUGUUUCCCACCCCCUGAAAACCACCCCUCACUUGCAAGCAAAAUAGAGCAAGCAAGCAGAUCAGGAAACACACCUGACCACACUGUAAACAUACAUAUGGGUGCAAAACAGCAUGGAUGCAUGCACUGAAGUACAUUAGUUAAUGUCCUGUUUCUAAUGAUCAAACAUUCUGUUGUAGGAUUCAAUCAAGCAUGGAGUACAAGAAUGAAAAUGCUGGUAUAGACCUGCUUCUUGCUCACAUGAACAUUGAAGACUUCAUCCAAGAGGCAGAGAAUUUCUUCUGUGUUUGCGAGGAGGUGGAACCAGUAGUUUCAUUUGAGGAAAGUUUCUCGCAAGAAGAUAUGGAUGAGAUUGAGGAGACGCCACAGGAUUUAAUCUCACAUGUGCAAAAUCCCGGAAAGGUCCGUUAUGGGACAGCAUCCGACCUCCUGGACUUUGUAAAUAUGAUUUCAAACACACCGUCCUCCUCUCUCUUAGAGGUGGGUGAAGAAAUGGGGGUUCUGCUAAACAAGACAGAUAUGGUCAUUAAGGAGGGGCAUUAUCGCAUUGACUUGGAUGUCCUUCUGUUUCCGUGGAAACUAACCUACAAGCCUCCAGGCCCUGGACAUGUUCCCAAAGGCUCAUUUGGGAAGGUCCAUCUGGCUCAGGACAUCAAAACUCGGAAGCGAAUGGCAUGCAAACUAAUUCCUGUGGAACAUUUCAAGCCUGCAGAGGUGGAAAUCCAAGCCCGGUUCCGGCACGAAAACAUAGCAGAGCUGUAUGGGGCAUUGCUGUGGGAGCAGACAGUGCGUUUGUUCAUGGAAGCAGGUGAAGGGGGCUCGGUUCUGGAGAAGCUGGAUAGCUGUGGUCCAAUGAGAGAGUUCGAGAUCAUUUGGGUCUCUCAGCAGGUUCUGCGAGGCCUGGAGUACUUGCACUCUCACAAGAUUAUACACCACGACAUCAAACCCAGUAAUAUUGUGCUGAUGUCUGCUAAAGCCGUGCUGGUGGAUUUUGGGCUUACAGUACAGAUGAAGGAUGAUGUAUAUAUUCCUCGCGACCUACGUGGCACUGAGAUGUAUAUGAGUCCAGAGCUAGUUUUAUGUCGAGGACACAACACAAAGACUGACAUCUACAGUCUGGGAACCACAAUCAUACACAUGCUGAGUGGAAGUCCUCCAUGGGUUAGGAGAUAUCCCAGAACAGCCUAUCCCUCAUACCUUUACAUAAUCCACAAACAGGCCCCUCCUCUGGAGGACAUACCUGAAAGCUGUAGCCCCGCGAUGCGGAGGCUCCUGGAGCAUGCACUGGAUAGGGUCCCUGCGCAGAGGAGCUCUGCCACAGAAUUACUGAACGAGGAGGCCCUCCAUCCUUCUCGGGAGGACCAGCCACGCUGUUGGAGUCUGGACUCUGCGCUGGAGGAAGGCACACAUCCAAUGCUGCGACAGCUCAGUCAGUUUUCAGACAGCACCCAAGAUUCUUCCUUGUACACUGAGGAUUCUGGGCAUUCUAAGAAGAAAGGUUCCCUCCAUGUAGAUCUGGGCGCCUUGGCUGGCUACUACAAUCUGGUUAGAGGGCCACCAUCUAGUGAAUAUGGCUAGUUAAGGUGGAUUUUUGCUGAGCGCCAUUGGAUUACUUGUAUAGUUUGCAUUCAUAUAUGUGCUGUCAGAAUUGUGGAGCCAAACUCAUUUACAAGAUGAUUCAGCAUAAAUGGUCCUAAAUAAGGACAGUCUACACUGAUUGGACAGUGAUUGGACAUUAAGAGAAGACAGACCUGCGGUUUUUAUUGUUUGAUGAACAGUUUGUGAGGUGUGUAGUUUUGUUAAUGCAGUGCCUUUUGUGUUUUGAGAACAUGAAUAUAUAAUGACAACAUACUGUAUUUGAAAUGCAUACUAGGGAUGCACCAAUGUUAAAAUCUGACCAAUACAGAUAAGCAGAUAAUUAUUUUUCUAUUUUGACUGAUGAAAAUAAAUAGCUGGAUAUACAUAUACACUAUUUUCUUCAAACAACAACGUUUAAUUUAUUUAGGCAUCACAACAUUAUAAUGUACAGUAUGAAAAAUGCAUAUUAUAUCCUUAAUACA